This is a messenger RNA of Neofelis nebulosa (Clouded leopard), 3507 nucleotides long. It is a transcript of the gene ARL15, whose product is annotated as ADP ribosylation factor like GTPase 15. The record is from RefSeq and is a predicted model, not a curated record. Gene Ontology annotation, molecular function: GTP binding; GTPase activity. Lineage: Eukaryota; Metazoa; Chordata; Mammalia; Carnivora; Felidae. Bases 295 to 969 code for a protein of 224 amino acids. The transcript has 5 exons.
AAUUGUCUGAGAUGUUUAGGCUCUUAGGUAAAAAAAAAAAAAAAAAAAAAAAAAAGUAUCCUAGAAAGUAAAUUAAUAUUUGCGUUCCUGACGAACGUUCCCACUCUGAGCGCUCAGUGAAUGCUUCUAGAAUAACUGAACCACACAUCUAAUAAAGGAGUUUCAGUGAAUAUUAGCGACGUCACUAAGAGGAAGACAAGAUGCCUGUGCCGGGGGCUGUCCGCUCCCUUUCGUCUUCCACCCGCUGGAACCUUCUGGCAAGAAGGGGAGAAGAAUGACAAGAGCAAAGUGCAUAUGAGGAUUCUUCCCCAGCCCCUCGUAGCUGGGCAAGGCCACAUGACUUGCUUUGGCCAACGAGAUGCGAGCAGACAUGACCCAUCACCUCCAGUGAGCUGCACUGAAGAGCUGGCAUGGGCUUCCCUGCGCUCUCUCUUAUCCUGGCCUGGGGACUGUGGACACUUGUGCUGGUAUGGAGGUGCCCUGAGGUUGAAGCUGCCUGAAAUGCUGAGCCAACACUUGGAGGGGGCACAGCUGUCCUACAUGAGAGGUUUCAGUAUAAAAGCAGUGCCCUUCCAGAAUGCCAUCUUGAAUGUAAAGGAACUUGGAGGGGCUGAUAAUAUCCGGAAAUAUUGGAGCCGCUACUACCAAGGAUCUCAAGGGGUAAUAUUUGUAUUAGACAGUGCCUCUUCAGAAGAUGAUUUAGAAACUGCUAGGAAUGAACUGCACUCAGCUCUCCAGCACCCACAGUUAUGCACUUUACCCUUUUUAAUAUUGGCCAAUCAUCAAGACAAGCCAGCUGCUCGAUCAGUCCAAGAGGUCAAAAAAUAUUUUGAACUUGAACCACUUGCACGUGGAAAACGCUGGAUUCUGCAGCCCUGCUCUCUGGAUGACAUGGAUGCACUGAAAGACAGCUUCUCUCAGCUGAUAAAUUUGUUAGAAGAAAAAGACCAUGAAGCUGUAAGAAUGUGAAAUCUGGCAAAGAACACGGGUUCCCAAAGGCCUUGAACCUAUCGUGUUAGUUUCUCAUUUUAGUUUUAUUUUGGUAUCAAGACUUUAAUGGCUUCAGUAUCUAUUUUCCUCUAGUUAUCUCAGACUCCCAUCUCUCUAUUAAAGUGAAUAUUCUAUAAAUCAGGUGAAUUAUCAUCGGCAUUAACGUCAAGUACACACUACUGAGAGAGAAUUUAUUCUCUGUUUACCACUAAUUAUCUUCACUGCAUGUCUCUUCCUUCUGUUAUUCUAAGCAGUUCUUCUAUACUCUGUGCUAAAAUGGAUGGAAUUUGUGGCUCACAGAGAUCAAAUCCCUUAUGAAGGACUCAGGGAGACUCCGAACUUUGACUCGUUUUCCCUGGGUUUGGAGGUAGAGUGUUAUGUGACUGGGGCUCCUCAUAAUAUGUCUGUUGUUUCGGGUUUUUAUUUUAUCUUACCAUGUUUUAUUUUUUAGUGUUUCGUAUACAGGCCUUAUAGAUUAUGAGAGAAAAAUGAGCACCAAAAAUUUCAAUUCAUCACCUUAUCAGAGAGGAAUCUCCUGCCAGGGUAAAAUUAACUUGGAAGAACUUAAAGACAAGAUGCAUCAUUUCCAUGAUUACAUCUGAAGUCUCACUCCCCUUUUAAGAGGAAGACUUUUAGUUUUUGAGAAGAGAGGGAAUUUAGGCACAACUCACGUGCCAUCGAUUACUUUUUCAUCAAGUCCUCAAAUAUUUUUCUAAUGGAAAGACUCCCCUGCGUAAAGUCAAGCUACAACAUAAUAUAGGUAUCUUUUUUCUAAAAAUCUUAAGUGUCUGAUUGAAAGAAAGAAUUUUUAAAAUGACAGAUGCAAUUUUUAAAAACAGCCGAGUGAAGUAUACAGUGGCUAGGGUUUAAGCUGGCGCGGAUUUGACAAAGAUAACAAAGACAGAAUCCCUAUAUUCAUCCAUUAAGUGCUAAUGGAGUUUAACGGAGUCGCUUAUUGUCUCCACUAGUAAUGAAAGGUCUAUCAGUAUUCCUAUUAUAAACCUCUAUUUUCAGGGGUUUCAGUGUGCCCUUAAAAAUGUGCUGGGGCUGCAGCAAAUCAUUUUAGGGCCUAGAUUCAGUCUUUGGAACUCAUUUUAUUUUUUUCAUUUAAUUUAAAUGAUAAGAUUGUAGCGACAAAGGUGCAGUUUUACUGAGGUUUGCACCUUUGACCUUUUCUAAAUCAAGAAUAAUCUAUGGACAUUGAAGUUUAUGGAUGUAAUACUCUUUGGCACAUUUUGUAGAUUUUUGACCACUUAAAAUGCAAAAUGGCCAAAUGAUACAAAUGUGCUCCUUUCACCUGAGCAAUAAAAACACGUUUGUAAUUUUUAGGUAGCAUAGACCGGUUCUCAAAUACCACAGACUCACACUGUAUUACAGGGUGAUGUCAUACCUUGUAAUUCUCCAGAAGAUAGACAUCGCUCAACUAUAGCUUUUGUGGUUUAAUCUCGUAGGUGGACUUUAAUGAAAUCAUUCCCUUUGAAACAUCGAACACUUCUUUAAGCUUUUUUUUUUUCUUCCCAUGGAACAGAUCCAAAAAGAUUCAUAUUCAAUCUUGUCUCCAGCAUCCUUGAAUAUUUUUACACUGUGUAAUGCGUGAGCAGCACAAAACUUUUAUUCCGAUGACCAGUGACACAAUUCCUGCGUUCGUUCUGUUCUGUCGUGCUCACGUUCUGUGACAAAUAAAUGAUGAUUAGGCAUUGCUUUCUCUGCAAGUUCAUUAAAUGUAGAAUGUUGUCUUUUUAAGAUACUGUGGCUGAGUGCUCCUAAGCCAUCUGUUAAAUGACUUCCCGUUGUCUGUGUGUGUGUGUGUUCAUGUGUGCGCCAGUGAUGGGCUUCUUCUCAGACCCACGACUGUCUGCAGUGUCUCAGCCGUCAGAAUGAAAACAUUAUCAAUCAGUACCCAACAACAGCUGUUUUUGACAAGUUUCUGUCUGACGCCUAAUGCUUUACAACUGUCAAUAAGGCUCCUUCUUUGUCUGGCAGUUCGGCGCUUGCUGUGUUGCUGCUUCCGUGCGGCAUCCUGUCCUUGUAACCCUAGAAUUGGCCGUGUUUUUGGAAAUCCACUUGGGGGGGGAGGGGGUUUGGACGGGCGAGUGUGGGUGGGUGGCGGGUGUGUGUGUACAUCUAUUCCUACUUUCCUGUAAAGUGCCACAGGUGUGUUAGUUUGCAUAUUCCAAUAUUAUAUAGGAAAAACAGUCUGUUAUGUAUUUCCUCACUUAGCUUCUUGUUAUAUUUAUGGAAGUCACCCGUUUUUGUACCUUCUUAGCUAAAGCAGUUGCCUUUUUGUAAUGGCAAUUAAUUUAUACGACAAAACUUUGUAUCUACUGUAGUUUAUAGUCUCGGUUGCUAAUUAACUGCCACAUCGCCCUGUCUUUCUAUUUUAAAAGAUCUGUAUCUAUCCUUAGAGGUUAACAGAUUCAUGUGGACAAUUGCCAGACAAGAAGACCUUGUAUUGUCCGUGAUUUAUAUAUGAUUUCCACUAUUCUUCAAAUGAAAAUAAACGCUGAGUAGAAUUGA